This is a messenger RNA of Aphanomyces astaci, 1220 nucleotides long. RefSeq lists its product as hypothetical. The record is from RefSeq and is a predicted model, not a curated record. NCBI's taxonomy places the organism in Eukaryota, Oomycota, Saprolegniomycetes, Saprolegniales, Verrucalvaceae. The transcript has a single exon. Gene Ontology annotation, cellular component: vacuole. Gene Ontology annotation, biological process: tetrahydrofolylpolyglutamate metabolic process. The coding region runs from base 53 to 1114 and encodes 353 amino acids. Gene Ontology annotation, molecular function: gamma-glutamyl-peptidase activity.
CAAAAUACAUGCAGUCCUGUGUGUAGUGCCAGCCAGAGACUGCGUUUGCUUGAUGGACAACGCUGGUGCCGCGGAUAGAGCACCGCUUAUCGAUGGAAAGGCGACUCGUUCCUGGCGGCGGGUGGCCUUGAUGAGCCUAGUCGGGGCCAUGGGGUUUGGCCUUGCACUCAUGGUUGUCCUGUCGUCGACGUCUCCCACCAACGGUGCCAGUACGGCGCAGACAAGUCCUGUCCUUACGAAGAACCCCAUCAUUGGUAUCCACGCACACGAGUCCCUCUUCCACGACGAGUUCAUCGCGUCGUCGUACGUCAAAUGGGUCGAGAGUGCGGGAGGUCGCGCUGUGCGCAUCCCGUACGACGCGCCAAAGGAGCAGUUGCUCGAGCUGCUGUCAAGUAUCAACGGCAUUCUCUUUCCCGGGGGCUACGGCGACCCCACCGAGAGCGCGGCGUUCAUGUACAACUACGCGAUUGCCCAGAACGCGAACGGGACGUACUUUCCGCUGUGGGGCACUUGCCUAGGCCUUGAGUGGCUCGUCAAGCUUACUUCGCAGGUCAACGACACGUCCAUCUUGGAUCGCGUGGACGCGCGCAACGUAACCUCCACGCUCACGUUCUUGGACAACGCAUUGGACACGAGUCGUCUCUUUGGCUUUAAUCGCGUGACCUUUGCACCCCUCGAGACAAAGGCACUGUCUUUCAACUACCACCAGUGGGCCAUCACGCUCGAUCACUUCAUGGCCACGCCGGCGUUGCGGUCGUUCUAUCGCGUGUUGGCCACGUCGGUGGACCGAAGGGGCGCGGUGUACGUGGCCGCGCUGGAAGCCACCAGGUACCCGAUCUACGGCAUCCAGUUCCACCCCGAGAAGACCCCGUACGAGUUUGGGCUCAACAAACACGACCAUCGGCCGCAUUAUGCGAUUGACCACAGCUACGAAGCCAUCGUGGCAUCCCAAACGUUUGCGCAUUUCUUUAUUCACGAAGCCAAGAAGAACGCCCAUGCGUUUCCAAGCAUUGCAGGUGAAAGCCAAGCUCUGUUGUACAACACCCCGUCGUCCAACCGAUCGUACCCGUCAUAUGAAGAAGUGCUCGUGUUUUCAAGCCAAAACCAGUCUUAACUAUAGACUUUUGUUACGACUCAUAUGGAGGGAACGUCUGUAGUGUAGCUGUUCUAGCAGCCACAGUUACUGUACGGCAUAGGAUAACGUUACAGUCUGUAGUGCA